AUGCUCGAGAUAACAUUUUCCGCAUCAGUUGCCGUCCAGAUGCUGCUUGCCUCUCUGGUUCUAGCGCUUAUCGGUGCAAGAUUUUAUCUUAGGCUCGGCAUCCAGCGGAAAUCGCUCGAAACAACCGACUAUUUGAUCUUUCUCGCAUGGCUAUGUGCUGUUGGAUCUUCUUCUGCAGACAUUGCUAUGUUGAGUGUCGACCUGCCUUUCGACACUCUGGCGAGUUUUGCCAAUUAUGAACCCGACCGUCCUGAAACUUUUGUGUUUAUUCUCAAGUAUCUUUUCGGUGCUGUCUUUGUCUUUUACGUUGGUUAUUAUACGUGCAAAUUCUCCAUCCUCGCCGUGUACCUGGAACUAUUCCCUCGGCAUAUGAAGGGCCUAAGAUAUGCACUGUACGCUACCAUAGGAUGCAAUGUCGGUGCUUUCAUGGCUUCCAUCUUGAUUCUCAUUCUUACCUGCAUACCGGUAGAGCGCAACUGGUCACUCGACCCAGCCGACACAUGCCCCAUCCAGAUAGAAAUAUCUGACGCUCUUUGGGCGAUUCAAAUCGGAUCAUCUGUCAUGAGUAAGUUCUAUCUCCUGAGCCCAGUCCAGAUUGACCACGACACUUACUAUGCCGCAGUUUAUGCGCUUCCAUUCUUGAUCCUGCGAGGUAUGCAGCUGAAGGGACCAGUAAAGAUUGGACUCUACUUCACAUUUGGCCUCGGCGGAAUCGACCUUUUGGUCAGCAGCUUGAUGCGCUUCGUCUGGUUCCGACCCGGCGCUGACAACCUGCGCAUUUCAAAUCUAGACCUAUACUACGGAAUUGACAACUACGUUUUCCUGAUGGUUGCCUGCUUACCAUCACUCCGACCCUACCUGGGCAAGAUGAAAUUGACCGGGAGCUCGGCGCGGUCAUCGAGACAGACCAAGUCGUCGUCGCAGGGAUCGCCAUCCUGGGGCAAACCGCUGGAACCGUCGUUGAGGAAUUCCCAAUCAUCGAGGCAGCAAUCGCAGCUGUCGCCGAUAUCGCCAAAGGCCCCAGUCACGCGGCUGGGCAGCAUCGAUACCUUGGAUGAUCGCGGCGCUGACGUGUACGAUUGUGAACUUGGAGAAAUGCCGAGAGGUCGUGUUGAUAGUUCAAAUGUGUAG
Molecule: messenger RNA, 1131 nt
Organism: Pyricularia grisea
Lineage: Eukaryota; Fungi; Ascomycota; Sordariomycetes; Magnaporthales; Pyriculariaceae
Exons: 5
Coding region: 1-1131 (376 amino acids)
Source: RefSeq, a predicted model, not a curated record